AUGAAGUUGUUCACCUCCUACGUUGCUCUUGCUCUCGCCGCUGGUCGUGUCCUUGCUGCUACGUACCAUAACGCCGACACUUUUCAAGGCAACAGCUUCUUCAGUGGCUUUUCGUUCCAAGCCAUCUCAGAUCCUACCCAUGGGCGUGUGAACUAUGUUUCCGAGUCGACAGCUAGGAGCCAGGGACUGGCCACGGUCAAUGGGAGCAACUUCAUUUUGCGAGCAGACCAUACCACCACCCUGAGUCCAAGUGGGCCUGGACGAAACUCUUUCCGCAUACAGUCCAACAAGGCCUACGGUACACAUGUUACAGUGUUUAACGUGGCUCACAUGCCUCAAGGUUGCGGUACAUGGCCUGCGUUGUGGGAAGUUGGCCCGAAUUGGCCGAACGGAGGCGAGGUCGAUAUCGUCGAGGGAGUAAAUGACCGAGUACCUAACCAGAGCACACUCCAUACCAGCUCCGGUUGUACGAUGCCAUCAUCUCGCGCUGAGACUGGGAGAUCCGUGAGUACGGACUGUAACGCAGCAGUUGCAGGAAAUGCGGGGUGUGGUGUACAGAUCACCGAUGCAAACUCGUAUGGCCCCCCGUUCAACAACAACGGUGGAGGAUUCUAUGCCAUGGAGCGGACUUCUUCCUUCGUCAAAAUCUGGUUUUGGGCAAGACAUGACGGAAGCGUUCCGAGUGAGGUGUCGAGUGGCGCAGGUAGCAUCAACACGGACAGCUGGGGAACUCCAGACGCCUACUUCCCAAACACGCAAUGUAACAUCGCCUCACACUUUUCGGCCUCCAACAUAAUCAUCAAUCUCACGUUCUGUGGAGAUUGGGCUGGAGCCGUCUACGGGAACUCUGGAUGCCCCAGCACCUGUAACGAUUAUGUCAACAAGAACCCGAGCGCUUUCAACAAUGCGUACUUCGAGUUCCCGUGGGUCAAGGUCUACGAGUAGAUCUGAGUACAAUCUUUUCGACAUCGCUCCAGGUCUUUCUAAGGUCUUCUGGUGCAUUUAUGCUGUUUAUCCUUUCGUCUAUUC
This is a messenger RNA of Stereum hirsutum FP-91666 SS1, 1029 nucleotides long. RefSeq names its product endo-beta-glucanase. The transcript has 12 exons. The record is from RefSeq and is a predicted model, not a curated record. The coding region runs from base 1 to 945 and encodes 314 amino acids. Gene Ontology annotation, biological process: glucan catabolic process. Gene Ontology annotation, molecular function: hydrolase activity, hydrolyzing O-glycosyl compounds. Lineage: Eukaryota; Fungi; Basidiomycota; Agaricomycetes; Russulales; Stereaceae.